Molecule: messenger RNA, 1540 nt
Organism: Anthonomus grandis grandis
Lineage: Eukaryota; Metazoa; Arthropoda; Insecta; Coleoptera; Curculionidae
Product: 3,4-dihydroxyphenylacetaldehyde synthase-like
Exons: 3
Coding region: 62-1495 (477 amino acids)
Biological process (GO): amino acid metabolic process; catecholamine metabolic process
Molecular function (GO): aromatic-L-amino-acid decarboxylase activity; pyridoxal phosphate binding
Source: RefSeq, a predicted model, not a curated record
CACUACCUAGCGAAUUUUGACUUGUCCGGACCAUUAUUUCGGUCGGGGUGGCUCUUGCAAGAUGAACAUACAAGAGUUUAAAGAGUUCGCAUGUGCCUCUAUUGAUUACAUUGCUGAUUAUUGUGAAAAUAUUAGAGACAUACCAGUAUUACCCAAGGUUGAACCAGGCUACCUUAGCCAACAGCUGCCUAAAAGAGCCCCAGAAAAGGGCGAACCCUGGCAAUCCGUGCUCGAGGAUGUGAACAAAUCGAUCCUUCCAGGACUCACCCAAUGGCACUCGCCCUAUUUCCAUGCCUAUUUUCCUACCGGACAAUCUUAUGCCGCCAUUAUUGGAGAGCUAUUUAUGGCAGGAAUCGGGGCUGUCGCCACCAAUUGGGAAUCCAGUCCAGCAGUUGUUGAAUUGGAAAUUAGAGUGAUGGAUUGGUUGGCGAAGAUACUGGGAUUGCCGGAGGAGUUUUUAAAUUGUUCUGAAGGACCUGGGGGAGGACUGAUUCAGAAUGCUGCUAGCGAUUCAACUCUUGUGGGUAUUCUCUCAGGAAGCCACAAAAAAAUCGAGCAACUGCAUCAAGAAGCCACCCCAAUGACGGACUCUGACAUCCGAGGUAAACUGGUGGCGUAUACUUCCACUGAAUCAAACUCUUCAGUAGAAAAAUCCGGCCUAAUCGCCUCUGUAAAAAUGCGUCUACUACAACCAGAUUCUGAGGGAAGCCUCAGAGGCGAAACUUUAAAAAACGCCAUCGAAAAAGAUAAGCUGAAUGGCCUGAUUCCGUUUUGCGUCGUGGCUUCGUUAGGUACCACAGGUACUUGUGCCAUGGACAACAUUGCUGAAAUAGGCUUAAUUUGUGCUCAAGAGAAAAUGUGGUUGCAUGUGGAUGCGGCCUACGCUGGUACAGUACUAGCAUGUCCGGAAUACCGAUAUCUUUCAAAGGGUAUCGAGCGAGUUGACUCGUUUAAUUUUAAUCCUCAUAAAUGGAUGCUUACCAAUGGAGAUUGCUCAGCAAUGUGGUUCAGAAAUUGCCGCUACGUGGAAGAAGCUUUUAAAACUAAGGCGUCAUUAAAAGUACCAAAAUUCAUACCAGAAGUGGAAAACAUGCAAAUCCCUGACGUAAGAAGAUUUAGGGCACUAAAACUGUGGUUUGUGAUCAGGAUUUAUGGUGUGAAAGGUAUUCAAGAGCAUGUAAGACAUCAAAUUUAUAUGGCGAAGUAUUUGGAACAUUUGGUAAACGCGGACCAGCGUUUCCAAGUAGUCAUUUCGAACUUAGGCGUGGUUUGUUUUAAGUUGCUCCAAAAUGAUUGUGUCACUAAAGAGGUGCUAAAGAGGCUCGCAGCCAGAAAGAAUAUUUUUAUUAUGCCGUAUUAUUAUAAAAGUGAGUUAUUGUUUAGAUUUGUGGUGUGCAGUAGGUUUACUAGGAAGGAGGAUAUCGAGCGUUCCUGGAAUGAGAUCUCUGAACAAACGACUGAGGUGCUGAGAGAUUUUGCAAAUAUCCAUUGUUAAUUAGGUUAAGGAUUUUUAUUAAUAAAAUAUAUUAGGAAUAACCAA